Messenger RNA from Oncorhynchus kisutch (coho salmon), 3497 nucleotides. RefSeq names its product integrin beta-6. The record is from RefSeq and is a predicted model, not a curated record. The transcript has 15 exons. The coding region runs from base 220 to 2580 and encodes 786 amino acids. Gene Ontology annotation, biological process: cell-cell adhesion; cell migration; cell-matrix adhesion. Gene Ontology annotation, cellular component: cell surface; integrin alphav-beta6 complex; focal adhesion. Gene Ontology annotation, molecular function: integrin binding. NCBI's taxonomy places the organism in Eukaryota, Metazoa, Chordata, Actinopteri, Salmoniformes, Salmonidae.
AGGUAAGAAUGUCUGAACCACGCAGGCACUCAACGUCUUUCCUGCCAGGUAAGAAAGACGGCGCAUUCUCUUGUCGUUUAGCCUAGACAGUGAUACCAAGAGAAGCUUACUAAGGCUGGAAAUACCUGUUUGUUUUGUCAAUUUUACUGUACAUAUGAGAGUACCAGAGAAUGUUGUGGUUGUUCUUUCAUAUGCCUAUAGUAGUAACCGCGAGGACCAAUGGGGACUGCUGUACUUCUGCUCCUGAUUCUUCGGCAUUGGAUCAACAACGUGGAGGGAACAUGUUCGGUUGGCAGUGCAGUGACUUGUGACGAGUGUCUCCAGCUGGGUCCCCACUGUGCAUGGUGCACACAAGAGAAUUUCACAGACUCGUUUUUAAUCAGUGAGCGAUGUGACACGCCGUACCUCCUCCAAGAGAGAGGCUGUCCCCAGGACCAGGUAGAAUUCCCAGUGACCACUUCCGAGGUCCUCCGGGACCAGCCACUCGGGAAGAAGACAGGAAAUACCAACAGCACAGAGAUAUCACCACAGAAGAUGGCCCUCAAACUCAGAACUGGCAGUGAGGUGACCUUCCAGGUCAGUGUGCAGCAGACAGAAGACUACCCUGUAGACAUCUACUACCUGAUGGACCUCUCAGCCUCCAUGAUUGACGACCUGGAGAUGAUUAAAGACUUGGGCUCCACCCUGUCCAAGGAGAUGGCAAAGCUCACCAGUAAAUUCAGACUUGGAUUUGGGUCCUUCGUUGAGAAACCAGUCCUCCCGUUCAUUAAGAUCACUCCUGGAGAGCUGGAUAACCCUUGUAGGAGUGUGGAUGAGAGCUGUCUGCCAACGUUUGGAUACAAACACGUCCUACCCCUCACCAGCAGCACAGAGAAGUUCAACAAUAUCAUCACCAACCAGCGUGUGUCUGCCAACAUCGACCUGCCGGAGUGUGGCUUCGAUGCCAUUAUGCAGGCUGCUGUCUGUGGGGACAAGAUAGGCUGGAGGAACGACUCCAUGCGUCUGCUGGUGUUUGUGAGCGACGCCGACUCUCACUUUGGGAUGGACAGCAAGAUGUCAGGCAUCGUCGUCCCUAACGACGGGGAGUGCCAUCUGGACAGCAACAAUGAAUACUCUAUGGCUGCCCAUCUGGAAUACCCAACUCUGGGACAGCUGAUGGAUAAACUGGUGGACAAUAAUAUCCUGCUUAUAUUCGCUGUGACGGAAAAUCAGAAACACAACUACGAGAACUAUGCAAGUUUCAUACCUGGCGCCACGGUGGGGGUUCUGGAGUCAGAUUCAAGGAACAUCCUGGAACUGAUUGUGACGGCGUAUAAAGAGCUGCGGUCUGAGAUAGAGCUGGAGGUGCUAGGAGACACAGAGGAUCUACAGAUCUCCUUCACAGCGAUCUGUCAGGAUGGGACGGUACUACCUGGACAGAAACGAUGCUCCAACGUCAAAGCUGGAGACACGGUCUUCUUCAACGUGACCGUAGAACUCUCUGAGUGUCUCGACGGUCCCCAGCGUUUCCUCAUGAAACCGGUGGGCUUUCAGGACCCCCUGGAGAUAGACCUGGAGUCCCUGUGCUCCUGUGCCUGUCAGCAGACCCCCGAGCCCAACAGCAGCCACUGCAGCCUGGGCCGGGGAUCUCUGGAGUGUGGCUCCUGCCUGUGUGAUCCCGGGUACAUGGGCUCCAAGUGUGAGUGUACGGAGGAGAGCGUCCAGAGCAGUAACUGCAAGGCCAGUGGCGCUUCGGAGUCCUGUAGCGGGCAAGGGGAGUGUUACUGCGGCCAGUGUGUGUGUCACCCGUCUAGUUUCGGACGCGUCUACGGGGCCUACUGCGAGUGUGACGACUUCUCGUGUGUGAGGUUCCGAGGGUUACUCUGUGGAGGUCACGGGGACUGUGACUGUGGCGAGUGUGUGUGUCAUAGCGGCUGGAUAGGGGAGUACUGUAACUGCAGCAGCAGCAGGGACACGUGUGUGUCGGAGGACGGAGCGCUGUGCAGCGGACGGGGGAAGUGUGUGUGCGGGAAGUGUGUGUGUUCCAUGCCCGGAGCCUCUGGAGACACCUGUGAAAGGUGCCCUACCUGUGGAGACUCCUGUAGCUCUGCUAGAACCUGUGUGGAGUGUCAUCUACAAGCAGAAGACGAGGCCACAGAGGAGUGUGUCCAAAGGUGCAGCGUCCCUCACGUCUUCGUCAACAAUUCCACAGAAUACGAUGAGAGCCGGUCCACGCUGUGUACCCUAAAGAGUGAGAACAACUGCUUCAUCUCUUUCAGUGUGGUGGCUGGAGACGCAGGGAGCACUGUGUAUAAUCUAAAGAUGUACGACUGUCCUGAGCCCCCCAACAUAGCUAUGAUAGUACUGGGGGUCUCUCUGUCCAUUCUCACCAUCGGCCUCAUCCUGCUGGGGGUGUGGAAGCUGUUGAUCUCAGUCCACGACCGCAAUGAGGUCGCCAAGUUUGAGGCCGAGAGGGCAAAGGCUAAAUGGCAGUCGGGUACAAACCCUCUGUUUAGAAGCUCGACAUCCACGUUUAAAAAUGUAACUUAUAAAAGUGCAGGGGGACCGAAAGUUGAUAUUCAUUCAAUGGAUGGCUACUGAUAAUGACAUCAGCUUGUAUAUGUAAAAUAUUUACCAGCAGUUGAGUGCACUGGAAGUCCGUUAGGGCAGUUGUGGAGAUGUUUAUGUUGUAUAGUAUCUAUCUAUGUGUGUGUGUGUGUGUGUGUGUGUGUGUGUGUGUGUGUGUGUGUGCGUGUGUGCGUGUGUGCGUGCGUGCGUGUGCAUGCAAGUGUGUGUGAUUGUAUGUGUGUGGUGUAAGGACAAAUUGUAAUCACCACAAUGUGCAACAUUGUAUCACUCCAUAAGGUCUGGAUCUUCUUCAGGGAUGCUAUCUCAUAUCAGCAGACAGACAAUGGAAUGUCUAGCUAUGAAUCAUCUCUACAUGAAAUGACUUUGAUUUUGCUGCUCUUAAAGUUGUCUUUGGUACAAACGCUCUGCUGAAACUGAACACUGGAUUUUCCCAUUUAGGUUGUUACAGAUGUAGGAUUUUAAUUUGAUCACCCUGUUGCAGGAGAACUUUCCUGCAAUGCAGGAAAUGCAAAACUUGUGGUGUAUUUGAGGUUUAAAAAGGUUUCUGAAGUUUGUAAUUUCCACUUUGAAAUGUCAGAUUUGUCCAUUAAUUGUAAUCCACAUAAUAUUUUACAUUUCUGGUUGCUGCAGGGUUAUUUUCUUGAUGUAGCAAACUGGCUCAAAUUAAGAACCUACAUCUUUACUUUUUUUCAUAGACUUUGGGUUGGGACAUAGGUAGCCUAAAACUAAGAAUAAGCUAAGUAGGCUUGAUACUACUGCAAUAAUGUUUCAUGUUUUUUUUGUGUUAUGAAUGUUUUGCUUUGGGUUUUGAGUCGAGGCUGAGCCUUGAAUUGUGUAAUCUUGAUUGGAAUCAUUUUGAGAAGAAUAAUUGACUAACUUUAAUGUAUGGCGCAAAAAUAAAGUUGAACUUUUAAGUUGUUGCCACAUCA